AUGGAUAUCGACUUUCACCCCGGUGUAAAUGGGGGCUCGCCCUGGGUCGACUUCUACCCAUAUACACCCUCAGCCACAGCCGGCUAUGCAUUCAUGGCCAUGUUCGGUAUAGUGACUGUUGCCCAUCUCAUCUUGAUGUUUCCCUUCCGCGCCGCAUAUUUCAUUCCACUCGUUUUAGGAGGUGUUUGUGAAACAUUCGGAUAUUACGGUCGGGCAUGGUCCCACGAAAGCAGAACAAAUAUCGGCUCAUGGGCUCUCCAAGAAAUGCUCAUUCUAUGUUCUCCUCCUCUGGUCGCCGCCACGAUCUACAUGGUCCUUGGUCGAGUCAUUCGCUCGUUUGGCGCCGAACAUCUCGCGAGCAUGCGGCCCAAGAAGAUCACCGUCAUCUUUGUACUGAACGAUGUCCUGUGUUUCUGUACACAAUUAGGCGGUGCAGGCGUCCAGAUCACUGGAGAUGCAAACGCCAUGAACAUUGGCAAGAAAGUCGUCCUCGCAGGUUUGAUCUUCUCUCUGAUCGUGUUUGCCUUCUUCGUCUGGAUUGCAGCGACCCUGCAUCGCAGAUUGCAGAAAUCUCCCACGGAUAUUCUCGUCAUGAAUCCGGAUAUCCACUGGCAGCGGUAUAUGCUCGCUCUCUAUGUUUCUUGUUUUGCCAUGAUGCUUCGUAAUCUGGUGCGGACGAUUCAGUUCGGGGCUAAUAAGACUUCGCCUAUCAAUACACAGGAGGUGUAUAUCUAUGUUUUCGAUGGGUUCCUCAUGUUCUUUUCUAUGUUGGUGUUGAUCGUUUUUCAUCCUGGGAAACUGAUCAAGAAGGCUCGUCGUUUGGGCAAGGUCGCUGACUUCCAUGAACCUCUUACGAGCGAGAAUAGGAUGUCGGAUGUUCCUUUGACCAAAUACGAGCCUCGGAUGAUGGCAGUCUAG
Penicillium maclennaniae is the source of this 918-nucleotide messenger RNA. Its product is annotated as RTA1 domain-containing protein. Bases 1 to 918 code for a protein of 305 amino acids. The transcript has 2 exons. Lineage: Eukaryota; Fungi; Ascomycota; Eurotiomycetes; Eurotiales; Aspergillaceae. Gene Ontology annotation, cellular component: membrane. The record is from RefSeq and is a predicted model, not a curated record.